Arachis ipaensis is the source of this 324-nucleotide messenger RNA. The record is from RefSeq and is a predicted model, not a curated record. NCBI's taxonomy places the organism in Eukaryota, Viridiplantae, Streptophyta, Magnoliopsida, Fabales, Fabaceae.
AUGGGGGAGAAUAUGGAUCAUGGCCUAAAAUAUGACUAUAUAGCCGUCAAUCUCUUGAAGGGAGAGCAAUCUCAUCCGGAAUUCCUCAAGCUCAACCCCGUUGGUUUCGUGCCAGUUCUGGUGGAUGGCGAUCUUGUGCUUGCUGACUCCUUAGCCAUUAUUAUGUAUCUAGAUGAUAAGUAUCCUCAACACCCUUUGCUGCCUAGUGAUAUUCACAAAAGAGUAAUCAAUUUCUAGGUACACCUGCUCUGUGUCAGUUAGUGGUUGCAAACUCUAAUGAAUGCGUUUCCUUCUAAGUUUUAAUCAUGUCAUCUCAUCCACAAG